AUGCCCCAGUCCAUGAUCUCUCCCUCUCCUUCUACCUCGGUUUCCACUGGGGAAAACCAGAUCCAGGAGCUUGAAUCGUCGGAAGAACCAGUCCUAGAACCUCUGAUCGCUUCGGAAAUCGGACAUGUUAAAGCUAAGGCGGUCGCAGAAGGAAGGAACCCUAGCUCAACAGCAUCUGAAGAUCCCAGCUCUCCGUCGACCAUAGAAGAAAGGAAGGAGAACACGGCUCGAGAGGGGAUCCCCUCUCCGAUCAGCCCCCCCAGAUCUGAAAACCGGGUGACAUCCUCGAGCCUUCUGUCGAGAAGAAGCAAAUCCAUCAGCAUUCUUCGAGUUCACACGGGGAGGAGCAGGGAAAGAACCUGUGUUUCUCAGGCAAUCGAGGAAGUGAGGACGGAGGAGACUCUCUGUAGGACUCUGUUCACAGGUUUGGACAUGGGGGAGGGAGAUGCUGUCCGCGAAGAGACAUUCCUCUCGGACAAGGAGAACAUGACGCCAGAGGCUUUUCGAAGCAAUGCAACGAAGAAGAAGAAGCAGACGACAGGGUUGCAGCAGAGAUCCUCUCUGAACAGCGAGGUCGCCCUAGAUGAGAAAGAAGAGGACGAUGGAUUCCCCUCGGACAAGGAGAACUGCACGCCGCAUGUUCCCGGAAGACAAGAAGAAGGACGAUCAGAGAAGUCAUCGAAGAGCGAUCUGUCUGGAAGUCGCCGGAGAAUGGAAGAGGAGAUCGUCCAGAGACGGGUCGGGAGGAUCCCUUUCCAGUCUCUGAUGGAGAAUCCUUCCAGCAUGAUCUCUCGCUCUGUCGGAAAGAUCCCCAUUACUCAGCAUCUGAGUGAGAAGAAUCCUCCUGCCUCCGCCGCCGCAGAUUUCUCAGGCCACAGCACUUCGAAUUGCGAUCAUCAACAGAAACCCAUUGGCGAUGGGAACAGCUUCUCUGAGGCAAGCUCUGGUUCAUCCAUUGUCGUAGUUUUUUUUUGUUUUUUGCAGAACGUUGACCAGAGAUUCUCCCAAGAACAGCCUGCCGCGGAUCGACCGAACCCGACGAGAUCAGAAGGUACAACAAGGAGGUGGCAUAUGGUGGCGGACACGAGCUGCUUCCUCGACGAAGAAUCGAGGAGGGCCCUGCAGCUGCUGGAAGGCGUCCGGGGAACCCAUCUCAUCGUCCCCAGGAUGGGUGAGUAGUAGUCAUCCCUCCUCCGCCCAUUAUCAUCGUCGUUCCGCUCUGAGCCAGCUUCUACUUGCUUCCCUUUCUCUUUCAGUAAUCAGGGAGCUGGACUGCCUGCGGCGACGCGAGGGCCUGUUCAGGAAGACGCCCAGAGUGUCGCCUGUGUUGCAGUGGAUAGAAGAGUGCAUGGUGAAGACGAGCUGGUGGAUCCACGUCCAGAGCUCCAUGGAGAGCAUGCCGGCGGCGCCGACUCCACCGGCGACGCCCCAAGCACCGCCGCCCCCGGCGCUGGGCCUCACGGAGAUCCUCUCUCCCACUGCCGACGAUCACAUCCUCGAUUGCGCCUUUCUCUUCAGAGGGAUCAAGAACGACGGACAGCUCGUCCUCCUCACCAACGAAGUCUCUCUCAAGAUCAAAGCUAUGGCGGAGGUAAGCAUUCAUUCCGGUCAUGCCAGAUGAGAGGGAGAGAGAGAGAGAGAGAGAGAGAGAGAGAGAGAGAGAGAGAGAGUGGAUGAUGGUUCUAGAAUCAAAAUUUCCGACCCAUUGAAACUACCCAGUUAUAAAUAAGGAAAAACUGAUUUUAUUUAAUAUUAUUCAUCGCAGGGAUUGCUGUGCGAGUCGCCGAGGGAGUUCAGGGAGAGCCUGGUGAGCCCUUGGUCGGAGAGGUUCUUGUGGGCGGAGAGCAGCCCGAGGGGCCCCACCUGGUCCUCGGCCGAUUCGGUGGCGCCCAUCGACGGCCGCCACCACCACCGCUGCUGCCCCGCCACGAGGAGGCCGGCAAAGGAGGCGGCGGAGGGGGCCCGAGGCCUGAAGCUCAUCCUGCUCCACAACUCUCACUAUGCUCAAGCCAACUUGAUCAAAUAA
Molecule: messenger RNA, 2026 nt
Organism: Spirodela intermedia
Lineage: Eukaryota; Viridiplantae; Streptophyta; Magnoliopsida; Alismatales; Araceae
Source: the annotation of a GenBank genome assembly